Molecule: messenger RNA, 684 nt
Organism: Malassezia pachydermatis
Lineage: Eukaryota; Fungi; Basidiomycota; Malasseziomycetes; Malasseziales; Malasseziaceae
Product: nuclear transcription factor y subunit b-3
Exons: 1
Coding region: 1-684 (227 amino acids)
Biological process (GO): regulation of transcription by RNA polymerase II
Cellular component (GO): CCAAT-binding factor complex; nucleus
Molecular function (GO): DNA-binding transcription activator activity, RNA polymerase II-specific; protein heterodimerization activity; RNA polymerase II cis-regulatory region sequence-specific DNA binding
Source: RefSeq, a predicted model, not a curated record
AUGGCCAGCACAGAGAAUGGGGCCGGCAGUGCGUCGGCAGGUGUUAUGCCAUCGAGUGAUCCAAAGAACCUUGGUUCUGAUGCCAUGAAUGUGUUGAAAGGCGACAGUGUGACGUCGGAAACAUCCAUGAACAGCUCUGGGGCAGCCCCGACGGAUGGCAACUCCAAGCCAGAAAACAGUGACGCGCCGCGUGCAUGGCCUACAUCGUUGCCACCUUUGCCACCGCAUAUGGCUGGUGCCGAUCUGCCUAUCGCUAAUAUCUCUCGAAUUAUGAAACGUGCCUUGCCGGACAAUGGCAAAAUUGCUAAGAACGCGAAGGAGUGCAUGCAAGAGUGUGUAAGUGAGUUGAUCAGUUUCAUCACAUCGGAGGCCAGCGACCGUUGCGGCAGUGAAAAGCGUAAAACUAUCAAUGGCGAUGACAUUUUGUACUCGCUCCGUGUGCUGGGCUUUGACAACUACGAGCAAGUGUUGAAAGUAUACCUCAGUCGUUACCGCCAGGCGCAAGAAGAGAAUCCGCGUCAGCGUCGCCGAAGAGCAGGCAAGCGACGCUCGUCACCGUCUUCCUUGCAUGAUGGGACAGGCACAGAUGGUGAUAUGUCAACAGUAGAUGGCGCGCAGGCGGAUGAUGACGGGCAGGACGAUGACGAUGACGACGAUGCAGACGAUGAUGUAGACGACGAGUAA